Pipistrellus kuhlii (Kuhl's pipistrelle) is the source of this 1663-nucleotide messenger RNA. It is a transcript of the gene PHF7, whose product is annotated as PHD finger protein 7. The record is from RefSeq and is a predicted model, not a curated record. Lineage: Eukaryota; Metazoa; Chordata; Mammalia; Chiroptera; Vespertilionidae. Gene Ontology annotation, cellular component: nucleus.
UCUUGGCACGACUUAAUAGUUAUUGGCCAUUACUACCUAGCACUGAUACUGGGUGGGUCCCUUAUAUUCUAUUGCUUUGACCCUGUGGAACUUGAUAACCAACUGUAGGAUUAAGUUGUUGACCAAACCCUGUUUAUUUUCAUAGCUGGAAGAGCCUCUAUUAUCCUCAUAAUAAAUAGAAUUCAAGAUAGGAGACAGAGGCUGCAGCGAAUGAAGCCUAUAAAGGGGAAGGCAUGUCGGAGAUUCAGAAAAUCUGCCAAGACGAGGAGGGUGACCCAGAGGAAGCCAUCUUUAGCGCCUGUAUGCCGGCUAUGCCUUCAAGAACCUGGGGAUCCUGAAAAAUUAGGGGAAUUUCUUCAGAAAGACAAUCUCAGCGUGCACUAUUUCUGUCUUAUUCUAUCUAGCAAGCUGCUUCAGCGGGGCCAGUCUAACAGAGGUAUCCAUGGAUUCCUGCCUGAAGACAUCAAAAAGGAGGCAGCCCGGGCUUCUAGGAAGAUCUGCUUUGUGUGCAAGAAAAAGGGAGCUGCCAUCAACUGCCAGAAGGAUCAUUGCGUCAGAAACUUCCAUCUUCCUUGUGGCCAAGAAAGGGGUUGCCUUUCACAAUUUUUUGGAGAGUACAAAUCAUUCUGUGAAAAACAUCGCCCAACACAGGACAUCCAACGGGGGAAUGUGGGAGAGGAAAGCUGCGUCUUAUGUUGUGAAGACUUGUCCCAAGCAAGUGUUGAAAACAUCCAGAGUCCAUGCUGUAGUCAAACUCUCUACCACCGAAAGUGCAUACAGAAAUAUGCCCACACAUCGGCAAAGCAUUUCUUCAAAUGUCCACAAUGCAACAAUAGAGAAGAGUUUCCUCAAGAAAUGCUAAGAAUGGGAAUUCACAUUCCAGACAGAGAUGCCGCCUGGGAACUCGAACCAGGGGCUUUCUCAGAGUUGUAUCAGCGCUAUCAGCAUUGUGAUGCCCCCAUCUGUCUGUAUGAACAAGGCAGAGACAACUUUGAGGACGAAGGGAGGUGGAGCCUCGUUCUAUGUGCCACAUGCGGAUCCCGUGGAACCCAUAGGGACUGCUCCUUUCUUAGAUCCAACAGUAAGAAAUGGGAGUGUGAGGAGUGUGCACCUUCGCCAGAAGGCUCAGACUACUUACCUGAAAACUCAGGUGGCAUCCCCCGCCGCAGCACCUUCUACUCUGGGGGUCAUGACUGCAGAGACACCAGCUUGGAGGAGAAUUCGGGCCCUUCUUGGACUGAUUGGCCAGAACCUUCUUUAUUAGAGAAACCAGAAUCCUCUGGUGGCAGGAGGGGCCACUUCUGGUGGUCCAAGGGUGUCAAAUCACUAAAAGCUGCAACCAAUACAAGUAACAGCUUCUAAGUAGUUGCUGCCAAGCACAUUUGGCCACAAAGCUCUGCUCCUCCACCAAGUUUGGGGAGGGAGCCCUUUGGGACUGUGAGACUAUGAACAAGGAAAGAGAAGUCCCAGAGAGUGAGAACAGAGCAGUCCAGAUGCCAACCGCAGAACAUGUGUACGGCUAUGAUAGCUAGCACCUCUGUUCUUUCUGUUUCCAGAGGGUCCUUUCUUCUCUUCCACCAAGAUUCUUCCACCCUAAUCUGGUGCUCCUAUGCCUCUUCUUACUUCACCCAAGUUUGUUAUGCAAAUAAAGGCUUUCUCUCCA